Galleria mellonella (greater wax moth) is the source of this 2358-nucleotide messenger RNA. RefSeq names its product cactin (gene cactin). Gene Ontology annotation, molecular function: protein binding. The record is from RefSeq and is a predicted model, not a curated record. The coding region runs from base 221 to 2311 and encodes 696 amino acids. Lineage: Eukaryota; Metazoa; Arthropoda; Insecta; Lepidoptera; Pyralidae. Gene Ontology annotation, cellular component: cytoplasm; spliceosomal complex. The transcript has 12 exons. Gene Ontology annotation, biological process: mRNA cis splicing, via spliceosome.
CCAACUUCAAAUGACGUCAAAUUACAAGAUUAUAUUUAUUUACGUCUUGUGUCUUCACUAAAUUAAUUAAAUUAUUGGACUUGAAAAUAUAUUAACAUUAAAAUUUUUUAAAUUUCAAGAAAAGUGAAAAUGUGGAUAUAAUAUAUAUUUGCAGAGUACAGUUUACGUGUUACCUUAUAUAUAACCUAUAAUUUUGGUCAAAGCUGAGUGGUAAAUUAAAAUGUCAUCUCGUUAUGAAAUAACGAAACAUCAAGAUCGUGCUAAAAGUAAUUCUUUGGAGCGUCACCGCAGCCAUAAAACUUCAAGUAGAGAUAGAAGAUCAAAGUCACAUUCCCCUGUGGAGUCUAAACAUAAGUCGUCUACUAGAGAUAAGAAGAAAUCUAAAGAGCAUAGAGAGAAACACAAGAAGAGUAAGAAAAAAAAGAAAAAGCGAUCAUCAUCAAGCAGCAGUUCUAGUGAUAGUGAUGAAGAGGAGUUGAAGUUACUGCAACGGUUGGAAGCUGAGAGGCUGCGCUUAAAGGAAGAAAGGAAAAAAGAGAAGGAGUUACUUAAAGCCAAUGAGACACCAGAGGAAAAGAGAGCUCGACGGCUCCGCGAGAAACAAGAGAAGGAGCGUCGUCGCCGUGAACGUAUGGGGUGGGAUAAUGAGUAUCAAUGUUACACGAACCAGGACAACCCUUUUGGGGACUCGGCCCUGACUAAUACAUUUGUAUGGAACAAGAAACUAGCCAAAGAAGGUGUAAAAACUGUAUCAAGGGAGGAACUGGAAGCGUUAAAUAGACAGAAGCAGCUGGAGAAUAAAAUAGAGCUCGAAAAGGUGAAGCAGCGGCGGCUGGAGCGCGAGGCAGAGCGCGCGGCGCGCGAGGCCGAGGCGGCGGCGGCGGCGCGCGCGCGCGAGGCGGCGCAGUUCAGCAGCUGGGCGCGCCACGAGGACGCCUUCCACCGCCACCAGGCGCGCCUGCGCUCGCGCAUACGCAUCCGCGACGGCAGAGCCAAGCCCAUAGAUCUCCUGGCGUGGUACGUCAGCUCCGAGGAGUGUGUGGACGCAUUAGAGAUGCACGAGCCGUAUACGUAUCUCAACGGGCUGCAGAUGCAGGAUCUCGAGGAUUUAUUAGAAGAUAUCAAGGUGUACAAGGAGCUGGAGAACAACGUGAACCAGUCGUACUGGGAGGACGUGCAGACCAUCGUGGUGGACGAGCUGAGCAAGCUGCGGCGCCUGGCCGCGCCCGACGCGCGCCGUGACGGCGUGCACCAGGCCGUCGCCGAUGACGUCACGCAGAUCUUCAAGGGCAAGACGGGCAGCCAGCUGGAGGCGCUGCAGAUCCAGAUCGAGCAGAAGAUCAGCGGGCGGCGCGACGGCGUCGACAUCGGCUACUGGGAGAGCUUGCUCAGCCAGCUCAAGGCGCACAUGGCGCGCGCGCGGCUGCGGGAGCGGCACCAGCACAACCUGCGCCGCAAGCUGCAGCUGCUCAAGCAGGAGCAGGGCGUCGCGCAGCCCGCCGACCAGCAGCCGCCGCAGCAGCCGCACCACCACCACCCGCACCACCCGCACAAAACGGAAUCACCGGACCGGGAGCGGGCGGAGGAGGCUGCGAGCGGCGGCGGCGAGGCGGGCGAGGAGGAGUCGGCGGCGGCGGCGGAGGAGGCGGCGGAGGAGGAGGAGGAGGAGGCGGCGUGCGCGGCGCUGUACGCGGCGGGGCGCUACUCGCCGGCGCGGCUGGCGGCGGGCGCGCUGUCGCCGGGCACGCUGCUGGUGGAGCCGGCGCACGACGACCAGCGCGUCGCCUUCCUGCGGGCCGCGCUGCUGCGCCAGCCGGCGGCGAGCGGCGGCACGGCGUCGUCGCUGGAGCAGGCGGCAGCCCGCAGCAUGGGCGCGGCGGCCGACCACGCGCCCUUCAGCGCCGAGCACGCGCUGCCCGAGCAGCCGUGCCUGUGGGCCGACAAGUACCGGCCCAGGAAGCCGCGCUACUUCAACAGAGUUCAUACAGGAUUUGAAUGGAACAAGUACAACCAAACUCACUAUGACAUGGACAACCCGCCGCCGAAGAUCGUGCAGGGCUAUAAGUUCAACAUCUUCUACCCGGAUCUCAUCGACAAGAAUGCCACCCCUGAGUUCUCACUGAAACCAUGUCCCGAGAAUGCAGACUUUGCUGUGCUCCGGUUCCACGCGGGGCCGCCGUACGAGGACAUCGCGUUUAAAAUAGUGAACCGAGAGUGGGAGUACUCGUACAAGCGAGGGUUCCGCUGCCACUUCCACAACAACAUAUUCCAAUUGUGGUUCCACUUCAAGAGAUACCGCUACCGCCGCUAAACACAAUCGCAAUGACACAAUGUAAAAUAAAAAUGUUUUUUGAACUU